AGAGAGUUUGACAGCUUUCACUGCAGAAGAGGAUGCAAAUGAGAGAAGUGAAUCCCCAUAAAUAGGAGCUGACUGGUCCUCUGCAGCAGAACUUGAUUCAGCAGAGAGUUGCUGCAUUGGGUAGAAGAUCCUUCAGCAGACAUCUCAUCAGCGACACAAAGUGGAAGAUGGACAGAGCAGCCAGUGUGACCAUCCUCAUCCUCCUUCUGUGUGCCAUCACUGCACAGGGUAUUCCCAUCCUUGGAGCAAAUGGACGGUGCCACUGCGCUAGGACCAGAUCUGAUGUUAUUCAUCCAAAGUCCAUCCGGAGCCUGAGAUUUAUUCCAAGAGGACCUCACUGUGAGAAUGCAGAGAUAAUUGUCACGAAGAAAAAUGGGAAUAAAGUGUGUGUGGAUCCUGAAGCCAAGUGGUUGGAGGUGCUUAUGACUGCCAAUAAAGGUGCCAAACAAGGCAAUUGAACAAAAUGAAGCUGCAAUCUGAGAGAUUCACUUCCACUCCUGGAGUAUCUGCCAGGCAAUGAAGGAGGCUCAGCUGUGGGAAUUAACACUGUAAUUCACCUUCCAGUGGUUCAGUCCAGUGCAUCCUCUUCAUUGUUUUCUGGGAAUGAUCUAUGGUUCCUCCCUGUUACAGGGCACGUUUACGCCCCGUCACGGUGCAUAAUUAUACCUGAGCAAACAACUUAACUUGGUGCCAAGUCCAAAGUUUUGUUUGAGACCUGUGGUAAUUAAGGUAGAUUGUGAACUUGUGCACUGUGUGGAAAUGAGAUGAAUGCCACUUGUUGAAAUGUAAUACUAGCUAUGAAAGUGGGAGGUGAUGUCUUUAGAAUAACUUGAGUUCAAUGAAUUAUCUGGAGGCAUUGUUCAACACGACUGCAGUUCACAAGGGAAGGCAAUGAUGACCUUUGUAGGCUGUGCCCUCCCUGAAAUUAAGACUAGAGGACCUGUGGAAUAAAAUUCUCCCCCAGUUCACAGCCCCUCCCUCCACCACAAGCUCUCAUGACUCCCAGCUGGUGGCUUGUCAAAAACGAUGGCACUGGCAUGAAAGAAAUGUGUUACCGCCCAGUGUCCAGGAUUGGGAGAACAUAAAGUAGAUGAUAUACAGAGUAGAAUUAUCACUAGUUACCCCAUUAAAAUUAUCUGAGUUAGGAUGUUGAUGAUGGAAACAAUUAACUAAACACAUUCCACCUUUUCUUUUGAAGAUAUGUUGAAAUGUUACAUCAUCUCAGUAAUUUCCAAAGUUAAAUUUACUUUGUCCCAUUCUCUGUUUAAAACUCCCGUUCACAGAUUGAGGUACACUGUAGGCAAACGCCGUUGACCAAACGUGGUUGUUCCAGUUUGAACAAACUUAUUCUUGUAUUAAAUUGCGGGACUAAAAGCUUCAAAUAGCAAUUGUGUCGUUUUCCAGCAGUGUUUUUGACCAUUGAUAUUUUAACUGGAACUAUGGUGUUUCCUCUGUAAAAUUUUAGGAUUUAUCCAAAGUUUAAGGAAAAAAGUUUCCUGUGGAUGUGAUUGUUUUGUAAAAUACCUACUUCGAAAAGGUAGUGCUGCUAAUAGUCUGAUUAUCACUGGAGGAAAUGAAAUUGUAAAUAGGUCUAAUGUCUGUAUAAUGAUUAAUAUAAAUCUUUUGCCCUGAGAGAACUUUCACUGACUGUGUUCAGUUGACCAACAGCACAUCUGUAUGGUUGGAUGUGAAUGAAUUUGUCGAGCAUUAUUUUAAUGUAUUUAAGAUAAAAAACAAUAAACCAGAUUUGCCAUGAAAAAUA
Amblyraja radiata (thorny skate) is the source of this 1762-nucleotide messenger RNA. RefSeq names its product interleukin-8-like. Gene Ontology annotation, biological process: chemotaxis; immune response; defense response. Gene Ontology annotation, cellular component: extracellular region. Bases 168 to 458 code for a protein of 96 amino acids. Gene Ontology annotation, molecular function: chemokine activity. The transcript is spliced from 4 exons. The record is from RefSeq and is a predicted model, not a curated record. Lineage: Eukaryota; Metazoa; Chordata; Chondrichthyes; Rajiformes; Rajidae.